Molecule: messenger RNA, 4997 nt
Organism: Grammomys surdaster
Lineage: Eukaryota; Metazoa; Chordata; Mammalia; Rodentia; Muridae
Gene: Rab11fip3
Product: RAB11 family interacting protein 3
Exons: 15
Coding region: 1-3243 (1080 amino acids)
Biological process (GO): regulation of cytokinesis; endocytic recycling
Cellular component (GO): endocytic vesicle; cleavage furrow; midbody
Molecular function (GO): calcium ion binding
Source: RefSeq, a predicted model, not a curated record
AUGGAGCUGAGCCAGCCGACCUCUCUGUCGGACCACGACGAGUCGGCGUCUGGGCCCCAGCGCGGGGUCAAGGGGCUGGUGGGGCCCGACGCUCCUCGCGGCUGGUCAGAUGAGCCCGAGGAACACGCCCAGCUUCAACGGUGGCCAGAGGGACCCAACGCGCCAAUCUGCUGGCCCGAAGAGGUAGAGGAGCCUCACGCUCCUAGUCGCUGGGCCAGAGAGCCCAACGCCCCUCGCUGCUUGUCCCAGGAACCCGACGAAUCCUGUCACUUGGCUAAGGAGCUGGAGGAACCCGACGCCCCUCGCUGCUCGUCCCAGGAGCCAGACGCACCGUGCCACUUAGCCAAAGAGCUAGAGGAACCCGACGCCCCUCGCUGCUGGCCCCAGGAACCAGACGCAUUCUGUCACUUGCUCAAGGAGGUGGAGGAACCUGAUGCCCCUCGCUACUGGCUUCAAGAGCCAGACGCACUGUGCCACUUGGCCAAGGAACUAGAGGACCUCGACGCCCCUAGCUGCUCGUCCCAGGAACCCGACGAAUCCUGUUACUUGGCUAAGGAGCUGGAGGAACCUGACGCCCCUCGCUGCUGGCCCCAAGAGCCAGACGCAGCCUGCCUCUUAGCCGAGAAGCUGGAGGAACCUGACGCCCCUCGCUGCUGGUCCCAGGAGCCAGACGCACCGUGCCACUUGGCCAAGGAGUGGGAGGAAUCCGACGCCCCUAGCUGCUGGCCCCAGGAGCCCGAUGUACCGUGUCUCUUGGCCAAGGAGUGGGAGGAAUCCGACUCACCGAGCCUCUUGGCGGAGGAGCUGGAAGAGCCUGACGUCCUUCACUGCUGGCCCCAGGAGUCAGACGCACCGUGCUUGUUGGCCAAGGAGCUGGAAGAGCCUGACGCCCCUCACUGCUAUUCUCAGGAGGUGGACACAGGGUGCCUCUCGGUCAAGGAGCCAGAGGAGCCUGACGCCUCUCACCUGUGGCCGGGGGAACCCGAUGCACCGUGCAUCUUGGUCAAGGAACCGGAGGAAGCAGAUGCACCUCACUGCUGGCCCGAGGAACCCGAGGAGCCCGACGCUCUCAACGCACCGUGCUUCUGGACCAAAGAACCAGAUGAGCCCGACGCACCUCGUUGUUGGUCAGAGGAGCCCCAGGUGCUGUGCCUCUGGCCGGAUGAGCAGAACACAACGCGGUGCUGGCAGGAAGAGCCCGAUGCUCCCUGCUUCUGGCCCGAGGAUCGAGAGGAACCCAAAGUUUCGCGUCUCCAGUUUAAAGAGCCGGAGAAGCCCAAAGUCCUGUGCAGUUGGCCGGAGGAGCUGGAAGACUGCCGCCCUACGCGGGGCCUACCCUUAGAACCCUUGCUCGCUGAGGGUGAGCUGCUGCAGGCAUGUCCCGGGCCACCCUCGGACCCAGGCCCGGCGUUGUCGCUGCCCAGCGAGCCCGGGACAGCUCAGGAGGAGGGUGCACGCCUCAGGACGGUAUUCGACGCUCUGGACAGGGAUGGGGAUGGCUUCGUUCGCAUCGAGGAUUUCAUCCAAUUUGCUACGGUGUAUGGGGCAGAACAGGUGAAGGACUUAACUCAAUACCUGGACCCGAGUGGGCUUGGCGUAAUCAGCUUUGAAGACUUCCACCAAGGGAUUGUGGCCAUCAGAAACGGAGAUCCUGAUGGCCAGCUGUACAAUGUGGAGCCUGUCCAAGAUGAAGAGCCCCCUGCCUGUGCCGAUGAGUUUGAUGACUUUGUCACCUAUGAGGCCAACGAGGUGACAGACAGUGCAUACAUGGGGUCAGAGAGCACCUACAGUGAGUGUGAGACCUUCACAGAUGAGGACACCAGCACCCUGGUGCACCCCGAGCUGCAGCCUGAAGGGGACGCAGACAGUGCUGGUGGCUCAGGGGUGCUCUCCGAGUGCCUGGACACCAUGGAGGAGCCUGACCAUGGGGCAUUGCUGCUGCUCCCAGGCAGAUCCGGCCCCCACAGCCAAGCUGUCGUCAUGGUGAUUGGCAGUGAGGAACAUUUUGAAGAUUAUGGUGAGGGCAGUGAGGCAGAACUGUCCCCGGAGACCCUCUGUAAUGGGGAGCUGGACUGUGAAGACCCUGCUUUUCUCACCCCCAGCUCCAACCCUCUUGCCUCAAAACUGUGCAAUGUCCUCACUGACGAGGCCUUUGAGUUUUACUGUAGCCAGUGCCACAAACAGAUCAACCGCCUUGAAGACCUUUCUGCCCGCCUGACUGAUCUUGAGAUGAAUAGCCCAGCCAAGCGGCUCUCCAGCAAGAAGGUGGCAAGGUAUCUGCACCAGUCAGGGACUCUGACUAUGGAGGCCCUGGAGGACCCUCCCCCAGAGCCUGUGGAGUGCCCAGAGGAGGACAUUGCUGACAAGGUCAUCUUCCUGGAGAGACGUGUGUCAGAGCUGGAGAAAGACAGUGCGGCUGCUGGCGAGCAGCAUGGCAGGCUGAGGCAGGAAAACCUGCAGCUGGUGCACAGAGCCAAUGCCUUAGAAGAGCAGCUGAAGGAGCAGGAGUUCAGAGCCCAAGAGAAGGUUCUGGAAGAAACCAGGAAGCAGAAGGAGCUUCUGUGCAAGAUGGAGCGUGAGAAAAGCAUCGAGAUUGAGAACCUGCAGGCCAGGUUGCAGCAGCUGGAUGAGGAGAACAGUGAGCUGCGGUCCUGCACACCUUGUCUGAAGGCCAACAUCGAGCGCCUUGAGGAGGAGAAGCAGAAGAUGCUGGAUGAGAUUGAAGAGUUGACACAGCGGCUCAGUGAAGAACAGGAGAAUAAGAGGAAAAUGGGGGACAGGCUGAGCCAUGAGCGGCACCAGUUCCAGAGGGACAAGGAAGCAACUCAGGAGCUGAUCGAGGACCUCCGCAAGCAGCUAGAACACCUGCAGCUCCUCAGACUGGAGGUAGAGCAGCGUCGGGGCCGCAGCAGCAGCCUGGGCCUGCAGGAGUACAACAGCCGUGCACGGGAGAGUGAGCUGGAACAGGAGGUCCGCAGACUCAAACAGGACAACCGUAACCUGAAGGAACAAAAUGAUGAGCUAAACGGACAGAUCAUCACCCUCAGCAUCCAGGGCGCCAAGAGCCUCUUCUCCACGUCCUUCUCGGAAUCUCUGGCUGCAGAGAUCAGCUCUGUCUCCCGAGAUGAGCUCAUGGAAGCAAUCCAGAAGCAGGAGGAGAUCAAUUUCCGCCUGCAGGACUACAUUGACAGGAUUAUUGUGGCCAUCCUGGAGACCAACCCAUCCAUCCUAGAGGUCAAAUAGUACAUCUUAGCCCAGUUUGGGCUGGUUAUAGACUCCACAGACCCAAGAGUGGCCCUGUCUUGCCACAAAGAGCCACGACCAGCAGGUCCUGCAGCUUACCAAGCCUAGGGUGUGUGGGGCCCUCAUGCAGCUGGACUGGGAGAAUAAAGAAGGGCUGCAGGGGCAGUAAGAAGGAAGAAAGGGAAGUCCACAGCAGGCGAAGAGCCUGGAAGCCAGGAAGCCAGGGCCUCCCACCACAAGCCAGCCUCACCAACAACACCCAUGUCUGCUCAGCAGUAUGCAGAUACGUGGGGAUAGUCUCUCAGGCUGGCAUGGGCCCCUUGCUAAGUCUCUGGCCCACCCCUCUUUCUGCUAUGCACCCUGUUAGGAAGAGAGAGAAAAUGAGUCCUCACCUCAGUUGCUGCCUCUCACUCCUGUUAACAUGGUGCCACCCAAGCUUGGCCAUUCCCACAUGGUCUGCAAGCUGAGGACCCAAGGUUGGACAUAGAAGUGGUAGUGCUGGAAAGACAGACAGGCAAAGAUGGCACAUGUGGCUCUGGUCCAGAUCCAUAGGCCACCAAUUCUCCUUGCGCUGCUCAGGCCGUCUCCCACCAGAUGGGCUUCCAUUCACCUUUGGACCCAGGGCCUCCAAGCCACACAUCGGUCCUUUGUCAGACCCUCACUACAGUGACUCAUCAGCUCUGGUCCUCUUGUAGGGGCUAGAGUAGCUAGUCAUGCUGACGGGGAACUCACAUCCUGGACUGGUGAACAUUGUCAGCCUCUCUGACCCCGGUGCAGGUGCUGCUUCUCCUCAGGUGUGGCCUACCUUGGCUCCAGGGCCCACACCCUCCUCAGGCUGACUUUGCUGCCUUGGGAGAAGUCUACAUUUCCCAGACAAUAGUCUAGGCCUCUGGAACAGUUCCCUUCUCUGCUUUUGGCUUUAAAUACCUGGGUGUCCUCCAGGAAUCAUUUUGCUAGUGGAUGGGUGGAGGAGGCUCUGCACUGACCCAGAGACAGAGGAAGGCUUGCUGCCUGCCCCUGCACCACCCACAGAGCUGCAGCACCCAUAGCAGCUGGACCUGAGCCUGAGCACUAGUCGGAGUCUGGGCACAGUGUCUAAGACCACACCAUAGGCUUGUGUGAGUGUGUGUGUGUGGGUGGGGGUGUGGGGGCGUACACACGUGUGUGUGUGUGAAAGUGUGUGCGCAUGCAUGAGUGUGCACACAAGUGUGAGUGUAUGAAUGCUUGUGCCCACACGUGUUGCCCUGCAUCCCUUCACUGCCUAUCCCCCCAACCCUGCCUCCCUUCUACACUACAGUUUAAGAUGUUGCCUCGUAUUGUACAUUUUGGGGAAAGCCUUGUGUGUAAAUCAAUGUAAACUUGGAGGAGAGAUUUUUCUAUCAUGUAGAGUAGGUAUUUUUUAUAGAUUGAAGGUUGAUCAAUUUUUUUAAUACUUUCCAGAGAGAAAACUGUGUAUACAUAUGAAAUAUAUAUAUAUAUAUGUAUAAUAUAUCAAUACUGGAGCCCUGCCUUUCUGUGCCCAGGUCCAAGCCCUGUGUAAGGGCUUGCAGCCUGUCUCUGCUGUUUGCCCUCCAGUGCUCACUUUAAACACAGGUCUCCAGGAGACAUGGGAAACACACCAGUCACCAACUUGCUCAUGGCAUCUGCUUCAGCUCCUUGAGAAGUAGCUCUUCCUCCAGGGCAUGGAAGGAUGGGAGGCCAACAGGAUCCUGUCCCAUGUGUCAGCCACCACAGAUUAAAGCUGUUACCGCACA